This is a messenger RNA of Raphanus sativus (radish), 838 nucleotides long. Its product is annotated as 60S ribosomal protein L13a-4. The transcript has 4 exons. Gene Ontology annotation, molecular function: mRNA binding; structural constituent of ribosome. Gene Ontology annotation, biological process: translation; negative regulation of translation. Lineage: Eukaryota; Viridiplantae; Streptophyta; Magnoliopsida; Brassicales; Brassicaceae. Gene Ontology annotation, cellular component: ribosome; cytosolic large ribosomal subunit. The record is from RefSeq and is a predicted model, not a curated record. The coding region runs from base 54 to 674 and encodes 206 amino acids.
AUAAUUUCGCGAGGGAACCACUCAGCCGCUAACACACAGAGCAGAACAAGAAAAUGGUGUCAGGAUCAGGCAUCUGCUCGAAGCGCGUGGUCGUCGACGCGCGGCACCACAUGCUCGGUCGCCUGGCGUCGAUCGUGGCCAAGGAGCUCCUCAACGGCCAGAAGGUCGUCAUCGUGAGAUGCGAGGAGAUCUGCCUCUCCGGUGGACUCGUGCGUCAGAAAAUGAAGUACAUGAGGUUCCUCCGCAAACGCAUGAACACCAAACCCUCGCACGGUCCCAUUCACUUCCGUGCUCCCUCCAAGAUCUUCUGGCGUACCGUUCGCGGUAUGAUUCCACAUAAAACGAAGCGUGGAGCUGCUGCACUUGCACGCAUGAAGGUUUUCGAAGGUGUGCCUCCACCGUACGACAAAGUCAAGAGGAUGGUUAUCCCUGACGCUCUAAAGGUGUUGAGGCUUCAGGCUGGCCACAAGUACUGUCUGUUGGGUCGUCUUUCUUCUGAAGUUGGGUGGAAUCACUAUGACACCAUCAAGGAGCUGGAGGCAAAGAGGAAGGAGAGAUCUCAAGUGGUUUACGAGAGGAAGAAGCAACUUAACAAACUUAGAGCUAAGGCCGAGAAGGUCGCUGAAGAGAAGCUUGGAGCACAGCUCGAGAUUCUUGCACCAGUCAAGUACUGAGAUCAUCAGUAGGGGUUUGUCUUAUGCAAGUUUUGAGCCGACCUAUCAUACUUUUGUUUUACCUCUUUACGUAGGUGUUGUUUCAGAUGUUUUCUUUCUUGAAUUCCAGUGAUUUGCUGUCAAAGAAAAAGAGCCAAUUUAUUCAAAUCCCAAUUCUUCUUUCU